Venturia canescens is the source of this 8351-nucleotide messenger RNA. It is a transcript of the gene trc, whose product is annotated as Serine/threonine-protein kinase tricornered. The transcript is spliced from 10 exons. Lineage: Eukaryota; Metazoa; Arthropoda; Insecta; Hymenoptera; Ichneumonidae. The record is from RefSeq and is a predicted model, not a curated record. Bases 1621 to 3279 code for a protein of 552 amino acids. Gene Ontology annotation, biological process: peptidyl-serine phosphorylation; intracellular signal transduction. Gene Ontology annotation, molecular function: ATP binding; protein serine/threonine kinase activity.
AAGCAUGAAUCGGGAUACCGCGAACGUUCUCGAAAGUGGGAUCUCCUCGUUCUUUAUAAACGACGAAUCAUAUGCAUAUGAAUAGUUGGCGGUGCAUAUGCGAGAAACUCGAAUGCAGCGUAAUAUACCUACCGUGACAUAUCGCUCAAUGUACGUACGAAAAGAGACUUUCGUGGGAGAAUGUAUAUAUAUAUAUAGGAAUGUGAGUGUAUUCAUUGCGUGGAGUACGGUGAGUUGCGGUGGGUUGCGUCACACAUAGGAUAGCAGCCUCGUCCGUCCAAGUGGCUGUCGUUCUUGUUGGUUCGCUCGGUCGUCGUGCAUGGUCCCCCUGUCAGUAGCGAGUUAGUCAGUCACGCUCGGGCACACGCGGGAUCGGGCAAUACCGUAACACGCUUCUGCUCGCGAGCCUAUAGUACGAGAGUCGUUUUGGUAUCAUAUGUACAAGUUCGUAUGAAACCUCCGGGACGGAUUUCGCCUGGCAAAAUCAUUAUCACGGCGACUAGUUUAACGCGAAGAAGGAUCAAGAGUCAAAAUGAAAUAAACGAAGAGCAUGCAGCGAGGGAAAAAAAGGAAUCGCGAAAUAUCGUGAAACCAGCAAAACUGGAUUUACAGGAGCAGUGAUUACGUCGCGGAUAUAUACAGGUGUAUAGUUGACCUGUUGCCGCGAUAUAAGCGAUGUGAAAUUGUCCGUGACAGAAGCAUUCGACAACUCGUGAAAGUACAAGACGCAUCUCGGCAUUAUUCUCAUCGCCACGAGUGUCUAUUUUGGUGUUGAAACGACAGAAAAGUGCUGGUGUAUCAUUGAACGGUUUGGUCCUAUGCGUUCUCGAAACUCGAUAUUCUUCCAAGAGAAUUUUCUCCUUCCUUUUGUUCGGUCUGCUCGUGAUGCGAGAUAUCCCAGUGGUGCUGGUAACUGGAUCCCCAUCAUGCUUCGCGAAGAAUUCGUGUGCUCUUUCGACACGAUACAUCGGGGAUAAAAUGUUAUCACGCGACGCUCGGCGGAUUGGAUAAGCGGGAGAGAGAGUGAGGGCGCGCGAAAUGGCUGAAGGGAAAGACGCACUCGAUAGAAUUGAAACGAAAUAAAAGGAGGAAACGCGACGGAGAGAGCAAGGGAAAGACGGCAUCCUUCUUGCUGCAAAGUCCUCGAGGACACAAUGCUCGUUGUCUUUCAUCCGCGCUAUAUAGCUCCGUGUGUACAUGUGGCCUGACGAGAACAACUGGGAAUCUCCGCUUCGCGCUCACCGGAUUCACCGUUCCAUAUGGGCUGCUCGCGAGUUCGCGUUAUAUCUCUUUUAUACACUAUACUACCGGAUUUACACACAUACACGUUUUAUACCUCUGGAUCGCUAAGAAGCUACCAGGAAUGAGCUCCGAAUUAUAGCUGUGCGUUGUGACUGUAUAUAGUAGAAGAUUUCAUAGAGCGUUGUGAGAGACACGUCAGUCCCAACAGCAGACAUCGAACUCGUGCCGCGCACGGACUUUCUAUUUUUUUUUUUUUUUAUGUGUGUGAGUUUUCCCUUCCUCUUUUUCACAUUUUUAUUGUCCUCUAAUCACAACAGCGUGACGGGAGCCCGUAUGGAACGUCCGCGUGUGUAUAACGUCCGAGAGAUAAAUUUAUAGAUGUACUACACGCGUGUGUUCGCAAAGUUGGCAAAUACAAAAUCAAAUUAUUCCUCUCGUUUGAUUAUUUCAUUAAUUAUUCGUUCGUACGUUUUUCGACGUACUUCAAUAACCGUACGAAUGAAAAAUCUGGAAACUCCGAACGCAACUGGUGACAGGAGCCAGAUGUACAGCUCGGAAAUUCUCAAGACUCUGUGGACUAAGAUCGGCCAAAUGUGCGGUUACAUCACUUGUGCCAAAUCCUAUCUCUCAGGGGUUUUGGAGAUGGCCGCGACCGAGAGCACGAUUCGAUUCAGCGGUCACACAUUGGACAAGGCAACCAAGGCCAAGGUUACCUUGGAGAAUUAUUACAGCAACCUGAUAGCUCAGCACAUAGAGCGUAAGCAGAGGUUAGCCAAAUUGGAGGAAUCGUUGAAGGACGAAGGUCUCUCGGAGCAACAGAAGCAGGAAAAGAGACUUCAACAUGCUCAGAAAGAAACGGAGUUUCUACGUUUGAAACGUUCGAGGCUCGGUGUCGAGGACUUCGAGCCCCUUAAAGUAAUUGGACGCGGGGCUUUUGGCGAGGUGAGACUCGUCCAAAAGAAGGACACUGGUCACGUUUACGCCAUGAAGAUUCUACGCAAAGCUGACAUGCUGGAAAAAGAACAGGUCGCUCACGUCAGAGCCGAGAGAGAUGUUCUCGUCGAGGCUGAUCAUCAAUGGGUCGUUAAGAUGUACUACAGCUUUCAGGAUCCUAUCAAUCUCUAUCUCAUUAUGGAAUUUCUUCCCGGAGGCGAUAUGAUGACACUUCUUAUGGAAAGAGACACAUUGUCCGAAGAGUCUACGCAAUUUUAUAUUUCGGAGACGGCUUUAGCGAUCGACUCGAUACACAAAUUAGGUUUUAUUCAUAGGGAUAUAAAACCUGACAACCUGUUGCUGGAUGCACGGGGCCACAUAAAGCUCUCGGAUUUUGGUCUCUGUACGGGUCUGAAAAAAUCACACAGAACCGAGUUUUAUCGUGAUUUGAGUCAAGCAAAACCUUCGGAUUUCAUGACAUCUUGUGGGAGUAGUAGCGGUGGUGCUAUGGAUAGCAAAAGACGAGCAGAGAGUUGGAAGAGAAACCGAAGGGCACUGGCCUACAGUACAGUUGGUACACCUGACUACAUAGCUCCCGAAGUCUUCCUUCAAACCGGCUACGGACCGGCUUGUGAUUAUUGGUCUCUGGGUGUCAUCAUGUACGAGAUGCUAAUAGGUUAUCCCCCAUUCUGUAGUGAGAAUCCUCAAGAAACUUAUCGAAAAAUAAUGAACUGGCGAGAGACAUUGGUCUUUCCGCCGGAAGUACCGAUCAGUGAAGAAGCCAAGGAUACGAUUGUUAGGUUUUGCUGCGAGUCCGAAAGAAGGCUGGGUUCUCAGCGGGGGAUCGAAGAGUUGAAGCUCGCUCCGUUCUUCCGUGGUGUCGAUUGGGAACACAUUAGAGAAAGACCCUCGGCUAUUCGUGUAGAAGUUCGUUCGAUCGACGACACCUCGAACUUUGAUGAGUUCCCGAGUGUCAAACUCGAAAUUCCUUCGGCACCGUUACCCCAAGACGGUGAGGUGACAUACAAAGAUUGGGUCUUCAUAAACUACACGUUCAAGCGUUUCGAGGGUCUAACACAACGGGGCACGCCGACGAAAAAAUAGCAACUCUCGAGCGCUUGCACGGCAAUCGGCAACCAGCAAAGUGAUUCAAUCGGUACUCCGGCCCAGGUACAUCAUAAUCCGCAUUGAGUGGCUGUUGAUAAAAUGUGGAUAUCGGUUCAAACGGACAGGAAAGGGGACCUGGAAUGGCCUAUCGAGGCAGAGUCCGAACGGCGGUGUGAAUCGUGAUUAUAAAAUUGCGCUAAACCGCAUGAACUACGAUUACCAUGGGCGUACGCAGUUGUAUUGUGUGUACGUGUGUGUCUCUUUUUCUUCUCGCUCUCCUGCCAUCCUCGACUAAGCUCUUAGAACAUCGGUACUCAGAGAUGAUGAACUUUCAUCAAGAUGUACCGGAUGAGAUUUCGUGCAGCGUAUUUGCACUUUGAAAAUUAGAAGGAUAAACCAAGACGUAUAAUUUACUACGACUAAGAACUACGAUACCGUGGAUAGUAAAGAAAAACAUUCGAAUUGAGGCAAAACGAUGCACGAUCGAGCUCUCUUUCUCUCCCCUUUUCUUCGCUCUAUUAUCUUUAAUUGUUGACUUUGGAAAAUAAUCCUUUAUUCAUUCUCUAUCGAUGCUGCUUCUUUGGCGCUUUUUCAUUGCUUAUACUUUUACCUUUCGUUCCGAUUAUCGACGAGGCGCGCUGUGAUAAUAUAAUUCUCGAUGAACAUUUACGAUUUUCACGAAAGUUCAAUUUUUUCCUGUGUUCUUUACUUUUUUUUGUUGUUUUAAAUUCUUUAUCGGUUCGCACAGGUUGGAUCGGACAAACAAGUAUAGAGAUAGGACAAGAAACUGGGAAACGCGAUCGUGUGUGCUAUCCGUGUGUUUUGUUUGGAAAAUAUUGGAUUUAUAAUCGAUUUUCAUCAUGCUUUAAUGCAUUAUCGAGCGGGGCUCGUUCAUUUGUUGCCCGAUCGAUGUUCCUAGCGUGCGCUUAAUGUAUUGUACUCCAGGAACGAUAACGAAAUAUUGAAGAUGAAAAAUUUGCGAAAAAAUCUGGCACCUUCGCGAGAGCAGGCGUCUCGAAACAUCUUGUUCUGUCGCCCUCGGCACCUAAAUCUCAUAAGUUUGAUGAUUCCCGGAGAAUCGUCUCUUCACACGCUUAUGUUAAAGUAAUUUUAACGUUGCGGCUUAAAAAUCGGGUGCGAAUUUUUCCCGCAAGAAAUUCAAUAAAACCAGGGCACCACACCGAAAGAGUUGCAUAAAUGAAUAAUAAUGAAGUGAAAAUGAAAACAGUUAAUUGUAGAUACGUUCUAAAUAAUGAAAUAACUGCCGUCGUUCCAGAGUGGAAAUUCCACUCUCCAAUGAUUUCCCGAUAUCAAAGCAGCGAGUGGACGAACAUGCGUUAUAAAAUACAAAGACAUUUUAGCUCGGGCGAAAAACAUGAAGAAUCGGAAUCGAUUAUUGUAAUAAACGAAUGAAUGAACGAGAAUAAGCAAAGAGUAUAGACGCGUCGCGUCACACGUCAAAUUGGCGAAUGGCCACAAACACACACAUACACACACGUUGAUAUUGUAUAAAUUCGAGACGAUGAAUUAGUUUCGUACGAUUUUGCCAGCGUUGAAUAUGAAAUAAUUAUUGAAUAUCAUACUUAAUAGGAGCACCACAACAGUAACGAGUUGAGAGGAGAAAAAGAAAUAAUAUUUAAAGUUUCAGUAUAGUUUCGGUGAAGCGGAGUGACUAGAUUUACUAAAUUAAUUUAGAUUAUUACGUACGACAAUUUGAGCUACGUUAAUAUUAAAAGAACAAAGAAAAAGUAAAUGAGAUAAAACAAUGAUAAACCACACGAUCUUGAGAGACUAAUAAUGAAAUCAACUAUUUUCUUCAUUAAUUGAACUAUAUAGACUAGGGAUGAUAAAAUCGAUAGGCCGUUUGGCGACUCGAGAUCCGAUGCAUACAUAUAUAAACAAAUAUAUGCGUGUAAAACCUAAAUAAAUUUAGUCACUCGAUGCUAUCAUUACAAUCGUACGUUACGAUAUACUUAAUCCAAAACGACGUCCAAUUUAAUCGAGUUUAGGGUCAAAUGAAAAUCAAGCGAUCGCAAAUUAUUUAUCUAUUCAAUGAAAAAAAAUAAAAAUAUAAAAAAAUACGAAAAGAAAGAAUGAAAGAAAUAACAGAGAGAAAAAUUAAUACAACAAUAGCCACGAGAUGCCUUUGACGCAAGAAUCUUUGGUGCCCUGGAGCAGCGAACGAAAUUACCUUAACAAUAGAUCGACAUUUUAUCACUACGUUCGAAUAUCUGUGAAUAUAUUAUACAAGUGAAGAACGAGGCGUUGCACGCCCUCGAAGACCGUUUGCUUCUCGGUUUGUUCUUUCCAAAAAAAUUAUGUUUCAAUUGGAAUUAUUAAGCGGUUACGCGAUACCCUAAUUGGAAACUCAUCGAUUGAAAAUUCAAGUUCGAUCAAUUUUUACAUUAGACGGAUUGAAACAUCAUGAGAUUAAGUUGUAUUUUAAAGAGUGUUUAGUGCCCAUUUACCUAAGUGUUACUCAUCACUUAGAACUCAAUUUGGAAGCGUCGCUCAAGCGUACCGUCAUUUGAUCAUUUUUUAGGCUGGGUUGUACUUGGGAAGCAACUACAACCGCACUCGACUCUUUUUUUUUUUAUAACACCCGAGAGCCAAACGUCUUUCGAGUUCACGCGGAGUAUGGUGUCUCAUGUGUAGACGUGAAAAAAUAUACGUGAGUGAUAAUUCAUCCAUUUAUCCAUGCCGCACAUCGGAUUUUCGAGUUUCCACACGUUAGACAAAACUGUCAUUGUAUUUAUCUAUGAAAAUUACGAGAAUAUGUUCGAUGUUCCAUAUUUUUUGCUCCUAAAAUAAGGGAUCAAAACUGAAGGCAGAGUCUUCUCUUUGGAUUAUCGAGCGCAAAAUUCGUGUAUUGGCCAUCAUCGAUAGGAAUAUCAAAAUUCAAUGAAAUGGAAAACCGAAAAGCUUCGAUGUGUGUAUGAUUUUGAGGAUCACUUUUCAACGCAUUAUUCUUCCAAAAUACAAUAUCCCCGGCGCUCCCGUAAGCCCCAUGAAUGCGGGUUGUUGGAAAAAAUAUGAACUGAAAAAAAAAAAAGAGAGAAACAAAAAUACCAAAAAGAGCGUUAUCACUAACUGUGACUGUAGCUUCGUUCUAGGAUCUCAGAUGAUUUAAUGGUACAAAGUCUUGAUGACCAGGCGCUUUUCUCUGGCACAAUUGGGCAAACAGAUAAUUGAGUAGCCACGUGUAUUGUGAGACCGCGUAACAUGCGCGUUCGAUUAACUCGUUGAAAUUUUCCCGCCAAUCAAUAUUAUUCUGGCCUCCACGUCCCCGCUCCAUUUGACAAUUAUUUCUUCGGCAAAAUCCUAGCAAGUCGGAAGCGUGGUACACCCUUGAAAGUUAAAUUCGUAUUUAAUCAUUGUUGCUUUUUGUGCUAAUUAUCAUACGAAAUAUGGAACGAAUUAUGGAGCUCUGAAAAAAGUGAGUCAAUUGCUCGUUCACAUCGAACAAUUGCGAGGGCGAAAAAAAAAUAAAUCAUGUAUAUUUGGAUAUAGAUAUCUACUUAUUACGCAUAGAUGUUUACUCGAAACAGAGCACUUUUCGAAUCUGCUAUUGUCAAAGGAAGGAUGAGACAUUCCUCGAAACUAUCGUUUUUUCAAAAACUCAAUCGUGCACAAUUUCUCCUUCUCUUUCUCUCCUCGAUUCAUCUUUACGUAUACACUGUGUCUUGCGCUGUCCGAAUCUCCCAUAGUACGUAUAACCCAACCUUCUCGCGUGAAGCGACUGUGUUAGAAAAAAAAAGAAAAAAAAAACAAGACAAGCGAAUGAUCGAAGGAUUAUUUAGCAGUAAGUGCUGCAGCGAGUAAGUUGAACUGGAAAAGGAGAAUCAUUGGUAGCGUUUCACUCGCUAUCAAUCGUAGAGGGAAUGAGAGACGCGUAUAGAAGAUUGAAAAAAAAACUUCGUUUUUUUGUACAUGUGAUAAUUAGGAGAAAAUAUAGACUCGGCGAGCUUCGGGCGAGCGGACGACUGCAAUUUUUAUUUGUCCCGAGGCCCCGAGUCUCUUAUGAUUGUGCGAGACGCGUGAUACGUAUAGAGAGGAAUUUGCCGUUAUUAAGAAACCGAUAUCGUUCAUAUACGUUUAUUCGGCGAUUAGAUUCCGAGCAGCAUCUCUCGUCCAUUGCGUGACGACCGUGACGACGUCAACAAAAUACGAAAAGAAAGAAAAUAAAAAUAGCGAUAAUGAUCCCAGCAGCACACGCGCGCCACCCAACAGAUUGUAUAUAUUUUCGUACUACGUCUCUCUUCCUCUUUGGUGUUUCAUCGUUUUUUUUUCUUUUAAUUUUUAUUACGAAUCAUGAAAAAGGACACACGCGCACAUGCGUACACAAACACGACGAUGGCCGGAGGAUGCUUUCCCACGACACAACGCAACAUUCUUGAUUUUCAUGCCCACCAUCCCAUUAUUUUGAUUGUGUUGUACAGUGAUUGUAUUUUCUUUUGCCACUGUUUUUUAGUUGAAUUUGAACUGUGAAACUGACACGAGGAGAUUAUUGUAGAACGAUAUAGUUUUUAAGUAGAAACGUUCUCGUACGGUUGUCGCGGAUAGAUCGUAAGAGUACACAUAUUUCGGUAGGCCAACGCCAGCGAAGAGAGAAGGGAGGCGAUGUUGUGGCAACACAUCGAACGAGCGCGUUGUUGGGCCAUGCAGCGCACACUCACGGGCGUCCGAUGUUGAAAAAAAAAACCACGAGUAACGGAUCAGCAUCGAUUCCAAGUAUUUUGCACGUUUAUUGUGAGGACGCGAUGAAAAAAUAAUAUUAAUAGAACGAGGAUUCAGAGUAACGAAAUAAACACGGGAGAGAUCGCGAUCGUCGAAUGAUUUGCGGUGUGAAUGAGAAGAAUAUUGUGUAAACGAGAAACAAAGUGACGAGUGGAUUGAAAUAUUUUAUAGUAGGCUUGUGAUAAAAUUAAAGAAUUAUUAUCGAUCGAUGAAAUGAUGAAAAAAAAAAAAAAAAACAACAACAAAAAACAAUGUAUAAAGAAAAAACAUUGCUUUCCACAUGCAGAAUAUACUAUUGUAAUUAUGUCGUUAAUAAAUUGUUUUUUAUUUUA